This is a messenger RNA of Condylostylus longicornis, 1174 nucleotides long. RefSeq names its product cyclin-dependent kinase 7 (gene Cdk7). NCBI's taxonomy places the organism in Eukaryota, Metazoa, Arthropoda, Insecta, Diptera, Dolichopodidae. Gene Ontology annotation, molecular function: ATP binding; cyclin-dependent protein serine/threonine kinase activity; RNA polymerase II CTD heptapeptide repeat kinase activity. Bases 29 to 1042 code for a protein of 337 amino acids. The record is from RefSeq and is a predicted model, not a curated record. Gene Ontology annotation, cellular component: nucleus; cytoplasm; transcription factor TFIIH holo complex. Gene Ontology annotation, biological process: positive regulation of transcription by RNA polymerase II; protein phosphorylation. The transcript has a single exon.
UUUGAAUUUUAUUAAAAUUUUGUAAAAUAUGGUAGAUAAACGCCGACGGUACGAAAAAAUAGACUUUCUUGGUGAAGGACAGUUUGCUACUGUUUAUAAAGCUCGAGAUGUUACCACUAAUAAAAUUGUGGCUGUUAAGAAAAUAAAAAUUGGAAGUAGGGAAGAGGCUCAAGAUGGAAUUAACAGGACGGCAUUGAGAGAAAUAAAAUUGCUACACGAAUUAGAACACGAAAACAUUAUUGGUCUACUUGAUGUGUUUGGACAUAAGUCGAAUGUUUCGCUGGUAUUCGAUUUCAUGGACACAGAUUUAGAAAUUAUUAUAAAGGAUUCCAAUAUUAUUUUAACUCAAUCUAACAUCAAGGCAUACAUGAUUAUGACCUUACAAGGUUUAGAAUAUUUGCAUCAAAAUUGGAUUUUGCACAGAGAUUUAAAGCCAAAUAAUUUAUUAAUAAACUCGGAUGGAAUUUUGAAAAUUGGAGAUUUUGGUUUAGCAAAGUUUUUCGGUUCACCUAAUCGAAUUUACACACAUCAAGUUGUUACCAGGUGGUACAGAUCCCCCGAACUGUUAUUUGGUGCUAGGCAAUAUGGAAUUGGUGUAGACAUGUGGGCAGUUGGAUGUAUAUUAGCAGAAUUGUUAUUAAGAGUUCCUUUACUACCAGGCGAUAGUGAUUUGGAUCAAUUAACGAAAAUAUUUCAAACUUUAGGGACUCCAACAGAAGAAAGUUGGCCUGGUUUGAAACUAUUGCCAGAUUUUAUGCAAUUUAAACAAUUUGUAGGAACCCCGAUUCAGCACAUUUUUACAGCUGCGCCAGAUGAUCUCUUAGAUCUUAUAGGAAAAUUAUUAGAAAUAUGUCCUUUGAAAAGAAUUAGCUGUACAGAAGCAUUGAAUAUGCCUUAUUUUUACAAUAAACCUACACCAUCAGCAGGACAUAGGUUACCCAUGCCGGUUGCUAACAAAAAGAAAAAUGAAAAUUCAACAAAUUUGAAAAGAAAAAUUGAAGCUGUAGAAAGUGGUACUUUGCCAAAAAAAUUAUUGUUUUAAAAAAUAAUUUUUCAAAACUUGUAUUAUUUAAAUUUUUUUAAAGUACACUUGAAAAAUAUUCUAUGAAAUUGAUAAUUUAAAUCCGAUGUAAAUUUUUGAAUUAAAUAUUUGUUCGGUUUUUAAUAUGUUAAA